Messenger RNA from Monomorium pharaonis (pharaoh ant), 9687 nucleotides. RefSeq names its product unconventional myosin-XVIIIa (gene Mhcl). Gene Ontology annotation, cellular component: myosin complex. NCBI's taxonomy places the organism in Eukaryota, Metazoa, Arthropoda, Insecta, Hymenoptera, Formicidae. Gene Ontology annotation, molecular function: ATP binding; protein binding; cytoskeletal motor activity. Bases 2810 to 8554 code for a protein of 1914 amino acids. The record is from RefSeq and is a predicted model, not a curated record. The transcript is spliced from 23 exons.
AUAUCCCACAAUUACCAGAUUUUGCAGGUAAAUUUUAAGAGAAAAUUCUGUGUAGUAAAAUUUUUGUCGAAGUCCAGGUAGCUGCCGUGAUUCCAAAGGUAAAUUCUAAGCAAAAAAAUAUUUCCGUGUAACCGUCUAAUUAAAUCGUGCCAAGUCACUGGAAGUCGCGACGAUCCCGCGUCGGCGCCCGAAUCGCUCUUCCUUUUAGAUCUGGCCCCAGGGGUACGCACGCUCCGGGCAUGUAAAUUUCUUUUUUACCUGCCGUCUAAUCCACCGAUCCGGCGCGUCCCACGCGCCGCCGACAAAAUGUAACGGAGAAAUUGUCGUGUAGCAAUCCACCCACGUCGCGAUCGAUUCACGACGUUCCUCGUCCCCGCAUUGAAUGCGCAUUGUCGCGGGCAGUAAUGACAACGGCGGUGCGUCAUCGGCCUGGCAUAAUUUAAAACCUUAGAAUAACGCGUGCAGAAAACUAAUUGCCUCUUUCCUCAACAGUCAAUCGAACGCUGCACGUCCUUGAAUGGUAUUAUCUCCUCCCGAGUUCUCGUCCGCCACGCGAGUUCCGUCCGACAUGAGGAAAGAAGGAAGCUCUAAAAGAGGAGAAAAAAAAAAUACUUGUCUUAUCAAUUAACGGCUCGUUACAGCCGCCGCCGUCGCACCGCGUGCGUAUAGUGCGUGCUGAUCGAUACCGAAUUAUCGUACGUCGAGAAAUUCUGCGGCUGUUUCUUGGGCGAGCAACAUGGCCGCGGCGCUGAUACCCGAACCGCAAAGAGUUAAACUCCGGCCGCGCCGUUAUAUUACGUCUCUCCGUGCGCAGACAGAUGCUUGUGGCAAUGCCCGCCCGGGUAACUCGCUUUGGUUUGGACGCAAUCUCGCGUGUUACGAGUUUCUUAAAAUAGCAGUCCGGUGCUCCCUCGAAUCUCUCUUCACGAAUGCGCUCCUCUCCCCGUGUGUAGCACGUGCGGUGGCACGCAUCCGUAGUCGUCGCCCUCGACGCACCGCACGUGACCGAUCCGCGGAUGUUCUUUCUCCUCGGGGGGAGGAGAGGGAAGAGGAUCGAUUUUCUUAUCGCCACACUGUAAUCAUGCGCAAAAUAAAGACGUCGCGUCGAAUGCGAUCCUCCAUAGCCGCGGGACGUAAAAUAAAUUGAAGAAGAACUCGAACGUAUCUUUCAGAAAAUGCAAAAAUGCGAAACGCGGAGCACGAGAGUAUUGAAAAAAAAAUUUGAUUUGUUGUACAAUUUUCAUGCUAGGAGGCAAGAGAUCAGAGACCGAGGAAUCAAAUAAUAAUACAUUUCCCCGUGGCUGCCCGAACUCCCUUCUGGGGAAAGCUAUAUAUAAACACUUCUAUAAUACACCCGGCAUUUCCUCCGCUUCUCGCGUUCGAAGCUUUCGAAAGCGCGGGAGCUUUGCACGGCAGACGGCAGCCAUAUAUAUUUGAAGCGAACGAUCGAGUCGAGUAUUUCUCAGAAACAAUUCUCGUACUCAUGUUACGCUUCCGUAGGUUGGGGUUCCGCGGCCUCUAAGAGGAAGCUUGCCAUUUAACUUCAGACAAUGAACGCAUCUAUGUAUAUCAUUAGCUUCAAAUUGAAUUUUUUAUGUAGAUUAAACGGGGGAUGAAUACAUUAAAACAUUUUCAUGUUUAAUGACAUGUUAAACGGCAACAUUAUAGUCAAAUAUUUUAUUUUGAAAGACAGAGAAUUUUGGACUCUGUCUCCUCACAACAAAACGCUUCAAACAUAAAGUCACCGAGAAACACGCGGUUUCCGAUGUCCGCUCUUCGGACCUUCGAAUUUUGCGCUAAUUGCAUCUCGAUCUGCAAUCGCCCCAGAAUUCGGAUCGGCCUACUAGCCGACUGUUUGCCGUCUGUCGCACAAAUCGCGGAGGAAGGACGUUGAAGUAACCGAAGCCGAGCGUAUGGUCGGCCGACCGAUAGGAGAGGGGGGGGGCAGAGAGGGGGACAUCUGCACGACGGAAGCGGGAGACGAGGAACGUGGAGAGCGAGCGGGAGAAUUACGUUUCGUGAUGGAGAGAAAGAACUCCCGGGCGGCUCUCGUGGGCACACGCCUCUCUCGUUCUCCUCGGUUCUCCUCAACGAGAGGACCUGUCUCUGUCUCGGAGCACGGAGCGUUGCCUCAGUCGACACUCGGGAGACCCCCGUGAUGCUCCUCCUCGUGAUCGAGUCCUGCCCGCGUGACCGUCGCCGCCGUCUCGAUGAAAGGACCACCUGGAGGAAGUCGCGCCUCAGUUCUCGCGGAUGCGAGCCAUUCGCCGGAGCGCUUUAAAAUCACCGAGAGAAACGCGUCGGGGAAUUGAACAGGCACUCGCGCGAUGACAUUUGCGUCUUUAUAAAUCUUGAUACAUCUUGAUCGACGGAGUUCGAUAUGACGGUAAUCGGCGGCGCUGCGCGGAAAGAUCUGUCAUGCGGUGAAUCGCGAGUGGAAACUGACUGAUUGGCGUUUUUUUUUUCCCUAUCGAGUGUCUAAUGCAAGAAAAAUGCGGAGCAAAUAAAAGAAUAAUGAAUCAUUAACGACAAACUAAUCGAGGAGGAUAUAUAUAGUGGUACGACACUGGACGAAGUAUCAUGAUUAUCAAACAACUCACAUUAAGGAAAUAAUCUCACGUUAUCGCGCUAAGUGAUGAAGAAAUAUUCGACUUUCGACAGUUAAUGAAGAAUUCUAUACAUGUGAAUUCUCAAGCAAACUUCAGAAAGCCUGCGGGCUACCUCGUCGGGAUUAGUGAUAAUUAUUUUGGGAAAGUGACAACGUGAAACCUGCUUCUUGAGACCAGACAGAGAGAGAUACAUCAAAAAGAUGCCGCGCGGCAGAGAUGAGAUUGACAAUAUGUCGCUCGGCGCGCAUCACCUUCUUCACAGAUCUUGCAAAGGCAAGGCUCAUGCCAGCGGGAUAGCUAAGAAACACAAUCGUCAAGAUGUUUCCUCGCAAAAGGUGCCGAAGUCACCGGCGCAGGAUUUCUCGAAGCAGCAACAGCAGCACGAGUUCGGUGUUUCGAGCAACGGCGUCAUCCUCGACAGGAAGCACAGCAGAAAUAGCACGAGCUCGUGGGAGUGCAGCGACAGCGACAGCAUGCACUCCUCCGAGAUCGGGCAGAACGGCUCCCCGGAAAAUCGACUGAUCAACGCAAAUCGCGGCCUCGAACGAACGCCGAGCGUCAGAUCCAAUGCCAAAGAGAGAAUCAAAGGGGGCAAUCAGUGCUCGCCGUCGCCACGGGCAACCAGAAACUUCAGAAAGGAGAACUGGGAGGACACCUUGCGUGUAGGAAACAUAAGCGACAAGUUUAGGAAAAUGGAAAGGGGCUGGGACGACAGUAAUGUCAUCAGGCUAAAGGAACGUAAGUGGCAUAGAAUCACGGCGGAAAUAGAACAGCGAAUGCCGAACACGGACAAUGGACUACGGAUGUUCGGUCUCAAGGGUAGCUGGGCCAAUAAUUCGAAGAAAGUGGCGAAGCGAAUUCAUCGGCCAGGUCACCAAAGAUGCGCGAAACCGAUUCAGGACAUUAUCGAGUGGAAAGAGCUGUUCGAGAUGGCCCUGGCCAGGAAGAUAAGACGGAAAAUACGGGAGAAUGGACAAGUAGAAUCAAAUAUAAUGAAGAGUGUGAAACGUGGCGGAGAAAGUGGUCGCGCGAAGGACGAAGGAGAGUGCAUGAAGCCUCUCGAGGUUCUUUUGGAAAACAGAGUGACGCCGCAGACGGAAGAGGCGCGAUCGGAGGAGCAUCUGGCUCAGGAACAAGCGUGGUUAACUUCCGAGAGGGUCUGGUUAUUGCAUCGCGGAGGUUUUACACCAGCCACAAGAUGCGGUUCCGCCGAUCCCGACACAGGAAAGCUGAGAAUCCGACUGACCACCUCCGGUGAGGAGCUGCUCGUGGACGAGGAAGACGUGGAGAAGGCCAAUCCACCUCAGUUCGAUAAGGCCGAGGAACUUUCCCAGCUGCGAUUUCUGAAUGAAUCAUCCGUGCUCCACACGCUGCGGCAACGUUACGCUAGUAACUUGAUACACACGUACGCGGGAGACAGCAUGAUCGUUAUCAAUCCGGUCGCACCAUUGGCAAUUUACUCCGAAAAGGUCGCGCACAUGUUCCGAGGUUGCAAAAGCGAGGACAUGCCGCCGCAUAUUUAUGCCGUAGCGCAGUCGGCUUUCAGAGGAAUGCUGGCAACACGCAGGGACCAUUCUCUGGUUUUCCUCGGGCGUAGUGGAGCGGGAAAAACUACGAACUUCAAACACGCCCUUCAUUAUCUCGUGCUGACUGCUGGUACAGUUAACAAGAUAUUGACGAUCGAGAAACUGAAUGCGCUAUUCACAGUUCUUGAGGCCUUCGGAAACAGUAGAACGCAUAUGAAUUCGAAUGCGACGCGUUUCACACAGCUUUUCAGCCUCGAUUUCGACCAGUCGGGUCAAAUAGCAUCGGCUUCUCUACAGGUGCUGCUGCUGGAGAAGUCGAGAAUAGGCCGACGAGCGAACGGGGAUCCGACGUUUCACGCCGUUUACCGUCUGCUGGCGGGCGCGGAGGGUGCGCUGAGGAAAGAGUUACACCUCACAAAUCUAGUCGCCGAGAACAACUCCUUCGUCACGCCUCUGCAAAAGCACGAGGACAAACAGCGGGCCAUGGUCGAGUUUAACCGUAUCGUCGCCGCGUUCAGGAUACUUGGUAUCUCCGAGGCCGACGAGAAGGUUAUCUGGCUGGUGCUGGCUGGCAUUUAUCAUUUGAGUUGCGCCGGCGCCGUGAAAGCUGGUACCAGCUCGCAGAGCAGGUGGCAGUUUACGAGGGUUGAAUGCGCGGAGAAGGCCGCCAAUCUUUUGGGCACAACGGUGGAGGAACUGAGUCGAGUGGUGUUCUCCACUAAUGGAGGGGGGGCCGGAACACCGAGCACACCGAGGGCUGCUCUGAGGACACCCAGUCCAACGGAACAGGGCAAGGACGUCACGGGGCUUGACGCGCUGGAGGGACUUCUGGUCGGACUCUACUCCGAAGUCUUCCACUGUGUCGCGGCUCUUAUUAACAAAUCCAUAUCAUCCGCUGUACAUACAGUCUCAUCACUGCUGCUGUGUGAUUCGCCAGGUUUUCAAAAUCCUGCCUCGUGCGGCCGACAAACCGGUGCAACCUUCGAAGAUCUUUGUCACAAUUAUCUGCAGGAACGUCUGCAAUUAUUGUUCCACCACACUACGUUGGUAGCCCCGAAGGAUAGAUACGUCCAGGAAGGGAUCGAUGUAGAUUACGAGGACGAUUAUGAUGAGGAGGGCAUUGGGUCACCUCAAGGUCUGGUCUCUCUCCUGGACCGUGGAAGCUCGCAAAGCGCGACGAUGUUGCGAACUAGUCAAAGUGAUCUUAGCGGUAGCAGGCAGAUGGAACGAAAAGGUUUGCUCUGGCUGCUGGACGAGGAGACCGUGUGUCCCGGAGGCAGCGACGAAACCUUCUUGGAUCGUCUCUUUUCUCAUUAUGGAGACCGUGAUCACCAAAUGCUUCUGCGAAAAGCGCCGGGCAACAAUCAAUUCGUUCUGCAACAUCUGUUGGGAACGAAUCCUGUGCUUUACACCGCGACCGGUUGGCUUAAGGCUACACGCGAGAAUCCCGUCGCCAAGAGUGCCAUUACGAUACUUCAAGAAAGCACACGAGAACAUGUAAGCAUGUUGUUCGUAAGUGCACGAGGUGCUGGAGUUUCCGGUGCCCUAUGCAGUUCCCUGCCGGGACUCGAAGGCUCGCAGUCACUGAGGCGAGCCUCGAGCAUCCGAAGGACAUUCACGGCCGUAAAAAGAAAGAACGUUUGCCUGCAAGUGAAAUUCACAGUAGAUGGCCUCGUGGAGACACUGCGGAGAACUCGCGUGAAGUUUGUGCACUGCCUUCUGCCUCAACACAACGCCGGCUGUACCGACAAUAAGAGUCUCCUCUCUGUGAAAUCGAAUCAGAGCGAGGACAACGUCAUUAAUGUGCCUCUUCUACGGUCACAGAUUCGCGGGAGCCAGAUAAUCGAUGCUAUUCGUUUACACAAAGUCGGAUUCCCUAAGUAUAUGGCCUUAGGCGAAUUCAGACGCCGGUUCGGAUUGCUGUCAAGUGACGUGAACGCACGACCUGGAAGUCCCGUGACCGACGAACGUCGCGCCGUGGAAGACAUGCUGCUCACCGUCGACGUCGAUCCCGCGUCCUACAGAGUCGGUCAAAGCCAGAUAUUCUUCAGAUCGGGCACCUUGGAACGGCUGGAAGCUCAGAGGGACGAGAAGCUCACGGGCCAUAUCAUUCUGCUGCAGGCGAGAUGCAGAGGCUAUUUAGCGCGGCGCAAACUCAACACUUUGAAACUGCAAGAUCUUGCAGUGCGAUGCAUCCAAAGGAACGUGAGGAAGCUAAUGUCCGUACGCGAAUGGCCUUGGUGGAGAUUGUACGUGAAAGUCGCGCCCUUGUUGAAUGUUCAUCGGACCGAAGAUCAGCUAAAGGCGCGAACGGAAGAGCUCGAGCUUCUCAGGGCAAAAGUGGAACGCCUGGAACAGGAACGCAAUCACUUGAAGCAUGACAACGACAAGCUGGAGGCGAAGUUGAGCGAGAUGACCGCGGACUUUGCGGAGGAGCAUUCUACGUCGACGCUGGCGGCGGAGAGGAUCGACGCCGAGACCUCGGAGCGGCUGCGGCUCGAGCGUGAGUUGCAGGAUGUAACUGAGGCUAACAAGAGUCUCCAGCAAACGACCGAACGGCUGGAGAUGGAACUGCUGUACGCGAGGGCCGCCGACUUGAACGGGGUCGCUUCCGAUGGCGAGGAGGGCGAGGACGGCGGCGUUUACAGGCAACGGUACGAGCACGCUAUCCGGGAGCUCGAAUUCACAAAGAGAAAAAUGGCACAACAGCACGAGGACGAUCUGGAGCAGUUGGUCGGAUUGAAGAAACAGUUAGAGAAAAAGUUGGCCGAUGCUUACGAAGAAGUGGAGGAGCAACGGCAAGUCGUCGGCCAGUGGAAGCGACGAGUUCAGAAACUGAACGGCGAGAUGCACGAUCUAAGAUUGCUGUUGGAGGAACAGACCGCUAGGAACAACCUCCUCGAGAAGAAGCAGCGCAAGUUUGAUUCGGAAACUCAGAAUUUGAUGAACGACCUUAGACAAGAGAAAGCACAACGUGAAAGAUUAGCGAGGGAAAAGGAGAUUGCGAUCGCGGAAAAAUUCACGGUGGAACAGAAUCUGAGCGACGCGAGAUUAGAGAUCGAGCUGAAGGAGGAAAGACUUCGUACGUUGACGCAAGAAUUGGAGGAACUCACCUUCGGUGGUAAAACGGAGGAGGAAGUUGCGCAAUUGAAGAAAGCGAAGCACGAGCUGGAGAAACGCGCGAAGGACCAGGAGGAAGAGUUGGAUGAUCUGGCUGGCCAAGUGCAGUUGCUCGAGCAGGCGAAACUCAGAUUGGAGAUGAGCAUCGAGCAGCAGCGCAAAGAGAUGCGCAAGGAAAUGCAGCAACGCGACGAGGAGCUGGAGGAGGUUCGCGGAAACGCGCACAAGAAAGUUAAAGCUCUCGAGUCGCAGCUGGAGAACGAACACGAAGAGAGAACGAUUCUUUUAAGGGAAAAGCACGAAUUGGAGCGCCGCUUAGUGGCUCUGGAGGAGCAAGAUCGAGCUGACCGCGCGGCGGAAGCUGAGACCAUGCAAAGGUUGAAGAGGGACUUGAAGAGAACGAAAGCGUUACUCAGGGAUGCGCAAACAAUGCUCGAGAGAUCUAAGGGCGAUUCGACGGGUAAAGCCGCGCUGCGUCAACUGAAAAAUCAGUUGGAAGACGCGGAAUGCGCUCGGGCGGUUGCGAUUAAAGCGAAACAGGCAUUGGAACAGGAGCUAAACGAAACGCAAGCAACUCUGGAAGAAGCUAUGCGACAUCGUUCCGAGGCAGAGGAGCGAGCCAACGCGGCCAAUCGCGAACGCUCUGAGCUGCUGUCGCAGUUAGAAGAAAACGAAGAGGAGCUUGCCGAGGUUUUAAAGAAAUAUCGAGCCGCAGUACAGCAAGUGUCCGCGGAGCAAGGCCAAUUGCAAGAGGCACAAGUGCAAAUCGCUGCACUCGAGGCAGAGAAGUCGUCGCUGAAGGACCAACUGGCGGAACUAACGCAGCGAUUAGAAUCAGUGGAGCAGCUCGGCGAUCCAACCGCAAACAGCCUUGCCACUAGACGUCUGGAGUUCCGUGCCAAGGAACUCGAAAGCAAGCUCGAACUGGAACAAACUACGAGAGCGCGUUUGGAGACGCAAAUAGCACGGUUGAAGGAAAGCGUCGAAAAGUUACAAACUGAAUCAGCCUUACUCAGAACAAAAGAGCAGACCGCCCAGGACGCGGCCAGACGACUGCAACGAUCUCUGCGCGACGCGCGAGACGAGGCUAGCGCGGCGAUAUCGCGAGAGCAGGAGGCCCUACGUGCUCGUCGCGACAUAGAGAAAUCUUUGGAGGCCGCGGAGGCUGAGACCAAAGUGGCCAGAGAUGACCUCAGACUGGCGCUUCAGAGGAUCGAUGAUUUACAGAGCGCCAUUCAAGGGGAGCUUGACUUAGACUGCAGCGAGGAAGCCACCAGCGAAAAUAGUGACAGUGAUUGAUCCGAGCCAUCAUCGGACCUCGAGUCCGAUCAAAAUGACGAAGGCACGACUGAAUCGGGAUCAAUGAAUCAGAUCGUAGAUGAACUCCCGCGUAUCCGAGAGUAGAAACUUAUAGCCGCCGGAUAUUUCACAUAUGACUGAAAGCGAUAGACUAAAAUCAGAGUUCGAAGAGACGAAAGACUGGCGCAGAAGGGCGGUGACGAUAGAUAUCAAUUUUGUGCUACUUGAAUAACGCUACUGAGAGAGUUAGUGGUCUUUCUUUUCUCUCUCUCUCUCUCUCUCUCUCUUUGUGUAGGGAAUAAAGUCAUUUCGGAGGCGAAUUAAACUAGCACAGAAGCUAGUGGUUGACGAAAUCAAACUUACGAAAUAAUGGCCGAUAAUUAAUUGCAUGGCCACUUUCUACGAGCGAUGAUAAACUUCUUUAGGUGCUAACUAUGUAUAAUUCCCUGAAAAUCUCGAUGUCGUGGCUAAUAUCUGCACGCCUCGUUUGGCCGUGCGUCCGCGGUGCUAUUAAUAUUAUCCGUUUUUUUGGAAAAUCGUUGACGAUAAUGACGUCGUCCUUUUCCAGUCUUCCACGAGAAUUCGAGCCACUUUUUUUCACAAAUGCGAAUGUGAAUGUUGAUGAGAAUUGCGCGCAUCCGUGCUAUCGAACAAACAAAAAAUCGAAAUUAUAACACUUUCGAUACAAGUAAACAAAAUGUUUCAUGGCUUUUCGUGAGAAAAGUGUAAAUGAGAAUUUCGCAGGGGGCUCUGCGAAGUGAUAAACUGAAACUUAUUUUCGGUUCUUAAUACCGAUGCUAAAAUUGAAUUUAAAUUUUAGAUAUUCAUACUUUUGUUUUGUUUUGACAGCACGUAUACAUAUAUCGCGCGUAUGUUUUCUGAUACAGAAUUAGCUCGAGAACGAUCUUCUACAUAGGAAAGGAUGACAACACAUUGUGCUUUUUAAUCUUGCAAUCACUGCCUUCAGGCUCGAUUACGUUUUGACAUUUGUAUAAAAAAAAAAAAAAAGAAAGAAAGGAAAGGUACGAUAGGAGAACAAGAAACGCAUGCCACGACUCGAAUUGGGGCUUUGGUUUCGUGUAAGAAUCCCUGUAACUUAUUGCUUUGUAAAAUGCAGAUCUCCUAUUUAAUUA